AUGGUGGCGCCCAAGAUUAUGCAACGUCUACACAAUGCUGCUCUCAAAUACCCCGAAUGGAAAGCGCGCCACGAACCCGAAUGGCGACCCUGGCUUAUUACCAACGUGAUGCUAGCUGAAAUGCCCAUAAUCAACAUGCAUGAUGUGUUAAACAGCCCCGACUUUGAUGUACGCGAGCGUCUUAACGAGAUGAAUAUUACCGAGGAAGCGGCAACGCGAAGUGAAGAGGCGGCCACUGCCGCCGGGAACUAG
This is a messenger RNA of Protopolystoma xenopodis, 252 nucleotides long. The record is from the annotation of a GenBank genome assembly. NCBI's taxonomy places the organism in Eukaryota, Metazoa, Platyhelminthes, Monogenea, Polystomatidea, Polystomatidae.